Messenger RNA from Sorghum bicolor (sorghum), 2158 nucleotides. RefSeq lists its product as uncharacterized. The record is from RefSeq and is a predicted model, not a curated record. The transcript is spliced from 12 exons. NCBI's taxonomy places the organism in Eukaryota, Viridiplantae, Streptophyta, Magnoliopsida, Poales, Poaceae. Bases 819 to 1892 code for a protein of 357 amino acids.
UACUCAAAAGAGGAAUGGAAGGAAAAUCACCACAAUGAAUGACAUAUUCUCAAGGAAACCUGAGAUGCCCAAAAUCAAAAUUACAGCCAAUGAUCUUGGGCAGCCUGUAGGAGAAAAUUAUAGGCAAUUUGCUAGUGCCAUUGGUUGUCAAGUGAGAAAGACAAUACCAGUUCGAUUUAAGGAUUGGAGGCUUGUUCCUAUGCAAUGAAGGAUCAAGUUUGGAAGGACAUGCAGGCGUACUAUGAUAUGGAUGAGGCUGUCAAGAAAUGGUUUAUGGAUACUGCUGCAACAAAGUGGAAGGACCGCAAGACACGCUUAAAACAGAAGUAUUUUGAUGAAACAUUAACAGAUGUGCAAAUGAAGGAAAAACUUAAAAAUAUAUUAAAUGUCGCUGACAUGAAUGAGCUGAUUGAGUUUUGGAGGUCUCCGGAAUUUCAAGCUCGCAGUGAAAGAGGAAAAGCAAAUCGUGCAAAGUUGAGGGUUCAUCAUACUUCUGGAAGCAUUAGCUAUGCUUGUCGUAGUUAUAAUCUGGGUAAAGCACUUGGACGCCCCCCUCGAAGAGAUGAAGUGUACAUCAAUACACAUACAAGGAAAAAUGGAGUACCUUUAAGGGAGGCAGCAGGAACGAUUGAUAAGCUUAAAGCCAUUGUUGAAGCUCAACCAGAGUUGAAGGGUAAAACAAUUCAAGAAGGCGAUGUGUAUGCUGCUGUUUGUGGAGCAAAGGAGCCAAGAGGACGUGUUCGUGUUUUGGGUCUGGGACCAACUCCACAAGAGAUUGGUAUCCCAGGGCUGAAAGGACUCAUGUCACAAGGCUGCAAAUGGAAAUUUGGGAUCGACACAAAGCUGAAAGUAUGAAUAGAGCUCUUGAGCAACGUGUUCAGGAAUUGGAAGAGGAAAGGAUAGCACAAGGAAGGACAAGUGUUGAUGUCCUAUCACAGCAUGGCUCUAAUUUACGACAGUAUGUGAUUCCAACACCUGAAGGACCUACCGAUGAGGCACAUAAUGUUGCUCGGCUUGAAGAAUAUGAAAAUUAUUAUGUAGAGAAUGAAGGCUAUGAUCAGUAUGAAGAGGAGGAUGAGAACUUGCUGCCUAAUAGGCGCGCUCCAGCCCGAUCAACUUUGAACAUUACAAAUGAUACACAUGUUGACAUGCAAGAGAGGUUGCCCCACUCUAGGCCUGCUGUAGCCGGAUCAGCUAGAAACAUGGUUACUGCACCACCAAGUGAUAUCCCUCAACUUCAUCAUCACUUUGCAAAUGAUACACAUGUUGCAACAGAAGAGAGCUUGGUGGCCCCUAGGCCUUUUGUAGCCCGGUCAACAGAAGAUAGCUUGCUGCCCCCUAGGCCUGUGGCAGCUCGAUCAGCAGAAGAGAACUUGCUGCCCCCUAGGCCUGUUGCGGCCCGACUAACAAAAGAGAGCUUGCUGCCCCCUAGGCCUGCUGCAAAUGAUAAACAUGUUGGGACUGACAAAAGCUUGCUCCCUCAUAGACAUGAUGCAGCCCAUUCACCUAUAAACAAGACAACUACAGCAACAAAUGAUGUCCCUCGCCUUCAUGAUGACCUUGUUGGAAAGGAUGUGAUAUUAUAUACUAUAUUGAGAUCUGAGUUACCUGUGGCUAAGGGGACAGUCAUUUCAACUAAUCCAAACACUAUUGUAGGAGGGCAGCCUCUUGGUAAUGAAUAUUGUGAAGUAGUAGUCGAUGUUGUGAUGAAAAGAGAUGCUAUGCUGCCUCGGACUUAUGGCGGGAUGCUGACUAUGGCUAGUGCUCUCAACAUGAGCAUUGCAUGGCCAUUCAAUAAAGUAAAGGAAUGCAGGAAGAGGGAAGGCAAGAAGGCAUCUAGUACACCUCUCAAGGGCACAGCAGGAAGUGCUGGCCACAAGUCUGUCAGUUGAGUGUAUGGAAAAUGAAUCACAUAACCUGGUGGAUGUGCUUUUGGCUCUUUUCAGUUCCUAUAAUGGACCUGGUGGAUGUGCUUUUGCCUUUUUAUUAUGUGCACAAACCUUAGUAUAGCAAACACAAACUAGUAUAUUGCUUGCUAGUGUGCAUUCAUGUAAGCUUUUGGUAGGCGACUAUGACAAGGUUGUAUGUCAAGACUUUGUUGGAUGAUGUAGUGUGCAAGACACCAUCGUAUCGUAAUUCUAUUGACCUUCAUGUGAUG